GGGGCGCAUCUUCUUAGGUAGCGAUAUGAAGUGUAACACCUGAAUCUUUCGCGGUCUCUCAAAGACCGUCAUGGCGGCCGGACGUGGGGAGUUUUUCCGGAGUUUAUUAGACGGGUUGGAGAGGACUCAAGCCCCACAGGUCUCAGGUGGACCACAGCCGGGUCCGGGUAGAGGACGGACGGGAUGGAAAGGCAGGAAGAAGUGGCAGCCGAGGGGACCGGUCAGCGGGAGUGACCGAAGCUGCCGAGAACCGAAAACAAAGGAUAAAGAAAAUAUUCCAAAAAGGAGUACGUCUCCAUCCCAGGAAAACACUAUAGAAAGGCUGCCGUCUGAGAUCCUGAUAAAGGUCCUGUCCUACCUGGACGCCUCCUCGCUGUUUUGCGUCAGCCACGUCAGCAAACUCUUCAACCAGCUCGCCAACGAUGACGUCGUGUGGCAUAAGAUCUACAUGUCUGAGUUUGGGAGUCAAACAUGGAAGCCGAAGGCGGCUGAUGAUGCUGCGGUUGACACGGUGGAGGUGGGGCAUCAUUCGGCGGGGCACUGGAAGAGGAUGUACUUCAGGACCAUUGCAGGGCAGGAAGUGAACAAAUGGAGGAGAGAGCUGAGGGACAUUAGCCCGUACACGGGGCUGCCCAGGCAGACCGAAUGGGUCCUCAGGAACCUGAAUGUGAGCUGGGAGCUGACGGUGUGCGAUCAAAACGGACAGAAGAGCACGCUGGAGCAGAGCAGAGCGUACUUCUUUGAGUCGUCCGUGAUCAUCCGUUGGAGUGGAAGCUGCUUCCCCAAAUACCAAAACAUCAGAACCAUCGAGCUGUACGGAGUCAAGAAGGACACGCAGAAGAAGCCCAAACCUGGGAAGCCCAGCUGGCGCUCUCUGAUCUCCACGCUCGACCUGACCACACAGUCUGGUCGAUUCAUCGGUACAGACCGGCUGAUCACACUCGUGCAUCUGACCCCCGACUUCAUCAUCGGCGUCUGGAGGGGCGAGAGGAAUGUGGCGUUCGUCAUGGUCAGUCUGCACUUCCAUCAGCUGGUGGAGAAAAGUCUGCUAGGAUCUCCCGUCUGCCCGUACUCUCAGCCUGAUGACCUCCCACCCCCGGACCCCUCGGACCCUGAGUUUGGUCUGCACGGCUUCUCUCUGCACUUUGUUCUGCACAACACCGGCACGGAGAUCAUGUCGGGACACUUCUGCCAGCUCUCCUGUCGCAGAGCUCAGAUCCACCGUGGACACGUGGAGCUGAGAGUCAUCAACAGGACCAACCUGUCUCAGCACCGCUCGCUGUCUGGAAACAUCAAACUGCCCUGGAAGAGCCUGGAGCUGGAGGGCUCAGUGGAGAACUGCUGCAUCAUAACGCUGACUCUGCUGGACGAGUUCCAAAAACCCUUCUGGUGUCUCAGCUCGCCCAUUUGGACCACGAUGGCGAAGAAGACGCUGUCCUUCGACUACAGCGGCGAGCACUUUGAGAUGGAGCACCGGGAACGUGAGGGUCGGGUGAGGAUGAAGCUGGUGUGGUUGAAGGAGCAGAAACAGUUCUUCCUCAUCAGCCUCAUCGUCUGCGUUCCUGUUUCCAAAGUCAACAAGCAUUUCAGCACGGACUACUGAACGCCACGGAGGUUUGGUUUAUGAUUUCUACAGUUCUAAAGCGUCAACUCAAGUCUGUUUGUAUUGAUUUAUUAUAUGAACGUUCUUUCAGUCUGAAUGAAGAGAGGGUUAUUAAGUUCCUGCUGUUGAAGCAUCGUGUGGUCGUCUGAGAGGUCACUCAUAUUUCAAGUUAAAGAACAUUUGUGUU
This is a messenger RNA of Labrus mixtus (cuckoo wrasse), 1790 nucleotides long. Its product is annotated as F-box only protein 15-like. The transcript has 10 exons. The record is from RefSeq and is a predicted model, not a curated record. Lineage: Eukaryota; Metazoa; Chordata; Actinopteri; Labriformes; Labridae. Gene Ontology annotation, molecular function: protein binding. The coding region runs from base 71 to 1603 and encodes 510 amino acids.